CUACCAAAAGUAGCCUCGUCAAUCAAUGGCUAAUAUCCCAAACCACCUCCAAAUCCUAUACCUAAGACAAAAAGCCAUGACCAAUCUCCCUCAAACCAAACAAGAAACCGACUACGCCGCUCGGUCGCAUUGGCUCCGAGCCGCCACGCUCGGAGCCAACGACGGCCUGGUCUCCAUCUCAUCCCUCAUGAUGGGAAUCGGAGCCACCAGAGCCGGCUCCAAAGCCACGAUCCUCACGGGCUUCGCAGCCCUUUUCGCGGGCGCGUGCAGCAUGGCCGCGGCCGAGUUCGUCUCCAUCCACUCCAUAGAGACGGCCCGGACGAAGAGCGAGAGAAGAAGAAGAUCGAUUCCUAACCCUUUGCUUGCCGCCAUGGCGUCGGCGCUUGCUUUCUUGUUGGGAGGGAUUGUGCCGUUGCUCGCGGCUGCGUUUGUAGAUGACUCUAGGGUUGGGGCGGGGGCGGUGGCGGCGGCCGGGACGCUGGGGAUGGCGGCGUUUGGCGGGGUCAGGGCGGCGCUUGGCGGGACGGGGGUGGUGGGUGGUUGUGGGAGGGUGGUGGUGGGAGGGUGGGUGGCUAUGGGCAUCACUUUUGGUCUCACAAAGUUAAUUGGGGAUAGUGGUUUUGGUGGUGUGGUUAAUAGUGUAGAAUAG
Salvia splendens (bonfire salvia) is the source of this 649-nucleotide messenger RNA. Its product is annotated as vacuolar iron transporter homolog 4-like. Gene Ontology annotation, molecular function: manganese ion transmembrane transporter activity. The coding region runs from base 26 to 649 and encodes 207 amino acids. The record is from RefSeq and is a predicted model, not a curated record. Gene Ontology annotation, biological process: intracellular manganese ion homeostasis. NCBI's taxonomy places the organism in Eukaryota, Viridiplantae, Streptophyta, Magnoliopsida, Lamiales, Lamiaceae. The transcript has a single exon.